Aplosporella prunicola CBS 121167 is the source of this 4404-nucleotide messenger RNA. RefSeq lists its product as uncharacterized. The coding region runs from base 90 to 4337 and encodes 1415 amino acids. Gene Ontology annotation, molecular function: nucleic acid binding; protein binding. The record is from RefSeq and is a predicted model, not a curated record. Gene Ontology annotation, cellular component: nucleus; mRNA cleavage and polyadenylation specificity factor complex. Lineage: Eukaryota; Fungi; Ascomycota; Dothideomycetes; Botryosphaeriales; Aplosporellaceae. The transcript is spliced from 9 exons.
CGAGCCUCAACACAAAGACCGCAUUCCGCCGCCAUUCGCCAUUCGACCUUCAAACGAUGCUCACGGCCUGUCGCAGCUAACCGCCCACCAUGCAGGUCUACUCCGAGCUCACCCCGCCCACCGCCGUCACCCACUCCGUCCACUGCUCCUUCCUGGGCCCCAAAUCGCACAACCUCGUUGUCGCGAAGACAUCGCUGCUCCAGAUCUUUGAGCUUAAGUCGGUCGUCACCGAGGUCAAUCAGCCUGCCAAAGAUGGCCCGACUCCCACCUCGCCGGGCGCUGACGCCUCCGAGCCCGCCGACAUCUUCGUGCAGCGCACCGAGCACACUACCAAACUCGUCCUCGUGGCCGAAUAUCCCCUCGCUGGCACUGUUCUCUCAUUGGCACGUGUAAAAGCGCUUGAUACCAAGUCUGGCGCCGAUGCCCUUCUCAUUGCGUUUCGCGACGCGAAACUGAGUUUGGUCGAAUGGGAUCCGUCCAACCACGCCGUCUCCACCAUCUCGAUACACUUUUACGAGGGCGAGGAGCUGCAGGGCAGCCCGUGGGAUGCGGAUCUGGAUCAAUACCACAACUUCCUGGCCGCCGAUCCAAGCAGCAGGUGCGCGGCUCUCAAGUUUGGCGCGCGUCAUUUGGCCAUCUUGCCUUUCCGACAGCUGGGCGACGAUCUCGUUGAGGGAGAUUAUGAUCCGGACUUUGACGAGCCGAUGGACGCGCCAGCAGCAAAGGAAAAGGCGGCCAAUGGCGAAGACGGUGCCGCGCAGACCCCCUAUAAAGCAUCUUUCGCCCUUGCAUUGCCUCAGUUGGAUCCGACCCUGACCCAUCCUGUACAUCUCGACUUUUUGCAUGAGUAUCGUGAGCCAACUUUCGGUAUCAUCUCGGCGUCGAAAGCAGCGGCUGCCUCACUGCUCCACGAACGGAAGGACGUCUUGAAAUAUACCGUCUUCACCCUCGACCUGGAAGAAAAGGCAUCCACAGCCCUACUUUCCAUUUCUGGACUGCCCUAUGAUACCUCCAGAGUUGUUUCCCUGCCUCCUCCCGUGGGAGGUGCUCUGCUUGUGGGCGGAAACCAGAUCGUUCAUGUUGAUCAGGCCGGUAAGACGAACGCGGUUGGCGUUAAUGAUUUCUCGAAGCAAGCCUCUGCCUUCCCCAUGGCGGAUCAGUCCGAUUUAGCCAUGCGUCUGGAAGGUUGCGCAAUCGAGCAGUUGUCCUCUGACAACGGCGACAUGCUUAUCAUUCUUAGAGACGGCAGCUUGGCUAUCUUGUCCUUCAAAUUGGAUGGUCGGUCCGUUUCCGGUCUAUCCAUUCGGAGAGUCACUCAGGACAAGGGCGGCUUCGUCGUCCAGACAGCAGCAUCGUGCGCUAGCAGCCUUGGACGUGGUAGAAUGUUCCUUGGCAGUGAAGAGGGUGAUUCUGUAGUGCUUGGAUGGACGCGAAAGACGGCUCAAUUGUCGAGAAAGCGUUCGCACGCUGAAAUGCUUGCGGACGAUGCCGAUCUGUCAUUUGAUGAAGACGACCUUGAGGAUGAAGACGACUUGUAUGCCGAUGGCGCGACGACUACCAAAGCAAGCGCCGCCUCCACCGACGCGACCGAUCCAGGAAGUUACACAUUCCGUGUCCAUGAUGUGCUGCCUAGUCUGGGCCCGAUCAACGAGAUUGCUCUGGGCAGUCAUAGAAGUCCUGCCGCCUCUGGCCCUUCUAAAAAAUCCCCCGAACAGCUUGAUCUCAUUCUCUCGACUGGUCGUGAUAAAGCUGCCGCUCUCACCAUUGCCAAUCGCGCAAUCGACCCCACCGUUCUACGCAAACUGGAUUACAAAACUGCUCGUGCUGUCUGGAGCGUGCAUGCAAAGAAGCCUGCUCCGAAAGGCAUGGUGCCAACAGGUGAUCACGAUGCCGAAGCAAAUCUGGCGGCGGAUGUCGACUACGAUCAGUUUUUGAUUGUAUCCAGAGCGAACAAAGAGGGCGGCGAGGAGAGCGCAAUCUAUGAGAUCAAGGCCAAUGGGUUCGAGGAGACGACCAAGGGAGAUUUUGAAAGGGAAGAUGCGGCGACGAUUUCCGUGGGCAUCAUUGCACAGGGCACCAGGAUUGUGCAGGUCCUGAGGAAUGAAAUUAGAAGCUAUGAUUCCGAACUAGGACUUGACCAGAUCCUUCCAAUGGAAGAUGAAAACGGCAAUGAGCUUCGCAUUAUCAGCGCUAGCUUCGCGGAUCCGUACGUUUUGAUUCUCCGAGAUGAUUCCAGCGUCAUCGUCCUUGAAGCCAGCGCAAACGGCGAAAUGGAGGAGAUGGAUAGAGGCGAUGCACUGCUGGCCACGAAGUGGCUAUCAGGAUGCAUUUUCAAGUCGGCUGUCACUGGUGGCAAGCCGCUUGUUCAUCUCCUUAGCGACGAGGGUGGCAUGCACGUUUUUGAAUUACCGAACUUGGCGAAGCCAGCAUAUGUCGUUGCGAGUCUCACUUUCCUGCCACGCAUUCUGUCUGCAGAUUUCUCGCCCCGCCGAACUGCUGCCAAAGCUGCUUUGACGGAGAUACUGGUGACGGAAUUGGGCGACUCAACUGCCAAGAGUCCUUUCCUGAUAGUUCGCACUGCCGCCAACGAUCUUGUCAUUUACCAACCGUACCACCAUCCUGCUCGGGAACCAUCCCAGUCGUUCACGACCAAUCUUUGCUGGCUCAAGGUCUCUCAGCCACGUCUGCCAGAAUAUUCUGAAGAACCCGGCCUGGAAUCAGAUGAACAAAGUACGAGCAGAGAAAGCCUCUUGACCGCUUUGCCAAAUAUUGGCGGUUAUAGCACCGUUUUCAUGGCUGGCACAAGUCCUAGCUUUGUGCUGAAAGAGGCAUGCACAACCCCGAAGGUACUCAAAUUGCAGGGCGGGGCGGUAAAGAACUUGACUGCAUUCCACACCGCAGGCUGUGAUCGGGGCUUUGCCUUUGUGGAUGUUGAGGGCGUCUUGCGUGUUUGCCAGCUACCUCGCCACUAUCGUUUUGGAGACAUUGGUUGGGCUGUCCGAAAGGUACACAUGGGCCAAGAUAUCCAGGCCAUUACGUAUCACGCUCAGAAAGAUGCGUAUGUUGUUGCUUUGGCGGCCAAGCAAGAUUUUGUUCUUCCAGAGGAUGAGCACCAUCACGACUGGCUUGACGAGAACAUCGCGUUCCGGCCUCAAGUGGAACAUGGGACCAUCAAGGUCUUUGAUCCCCAGAAUUGGUCCAUCAUCGACGAAUUCCAACUCGAACCGACUGAGACCGUUCUCACAAUCAAGACCCUUAACCUCGAAACCUCCGAAAACACACAUGAACGCAAGCCUCUCAUCGCCGUCGGAACGGGCUUUAUCCGCGGCGAAGACUUGCCGUCGCGCGGCUGCAUCUACAUCUUUGAGGUCAUCAACGUGGUGCCCGAGCCUAGUCGUCCUGAGACAAACCGCAAGCUCAAGCUUAUCGCCAAGGAAGAGGUCCGUGGCAACGUCACCGCAAUCACAGAGGUGGGAAGCCAAGGCUUCUUGUUGAUGGCACAAGGCCAGAAGUGUAUGGUCCGAGGACUGAAGGAGGAUGGCACGCUGCUGCCCGUUGCCUUCAUGGACAUGCAAUGCUAUGUAACAGUGGCGAAGGAGCUGAAAGGCACGGGUAUGCUGUUGCUGGCCGACGUGGCGAAGGGGUUAUGGUUCACUGGCUACACCGAGGACCCCUACAAAAUGCUGCUGUUCGGUAAGAGCCGAUCGCACAUGGAGGUCAUGGCCGCAGACUUCCUCCCUCACGAAAAGCUGCUGUACAUGGUCGUAGCCGACGCCGACUGCAACCUGCACAUCCUGCAAUACGACCCGGAGCACCCCAAGUCCCUCUCGGGCCAACGCCUCCUCAACAAAUCGACCUUCCAUACGGGCCACUUCACGACGGGCAUGACGCUGCUCCCCUCGACCCUCAGCCCGAGCAUCAACGCGCUCGACGAGGCGGAGAACCCCGACGAGGACGCCAUGGCAGUCGACGCGCAGCAGCAGGCGUUCGCACCCCCAGGCUCGGCGCACAACCUCCUGCUGACGACGCAGGCGGGCGCGCUCACGCUGCUCACGCCCGUCGACGAGCAGAUGUACCGGCGGCUGGGCGCGCUGCAGACGUUCCUGGUCAACAGCGCGGGGCUGGAGCACUGGUGCGGGCUGAAUCCGCGGGCGCACCGCGCGGUCGAGAGCGAGGGCUUUGGCGGGAGGGGCGUUGUGGAUGGGGCCGUGUUGGCUAGGUGGAGCGAGCUGGGCGAGCAGCGCCGCAGGGAGGCGUGCGCCAAGGUCGGCGUCGCCGAGUGGGUCGUUAGGAGCGAUUUGGAGUUUGUGGGCGGCGGGGGGCUGGGCUAUCUCUAGUCUGCGGUUGGGGGUGGUGUGUAUGAGUCUGGAGUGUGCGAAGUAGGUAGCUCGUCAAUGAUGAUUU